Paramecium tetraurelia is the source of this 2028-nucleotide messenger RNA. RefSeq lists its product as uncharacterized. NCBI's taxonomy places the organism in Eukaryota, Ciliophora, Oligohymenophorea, Peniculida, Parameciidae. The transcript is spliced from 8 exons. The record is from RefSeq and is a predicted model, not a curated record.
AUGAAAUUGGGAACAUGUACAGAGUGGUUAUUCUUUCAUAUAUGGAAAAAAAAUCCGAAGACUGGACAUAGUUGUGAUGGAAUUUUUGUUGCAGAUUCAAUCAUUUAUCGUUGGGCUUAGCCAUACUUUAGAUAUUUUACUGUAUCGGAUGGGUAAAUUAUCAGGAAAACUAAAGAGAGAGUAUUUAUAGAUCAAGUUGAAAGUUCAUUUAACCAGGAGAAUACAGUGGCUUAAUUAAUGACAAGUCAGAUGCAAAGCAAAUAACAAGAGAUUAUUACAUUUGAGUAUUUGGAUUAUGAGAAUUUUAUAAUAUUUCUUCAUUAGAGAGAGAAAGACUUAAAUUUAGUCCUAUAAAAAUUUAUAUACCCAAAAAACGAUUAGAACUCUUUGAUUAAAGUCACGUGGUCUCCAUAAUUCUGCCUGGUUAUGAGGAAGACAAAUAUCAAUAAAAUGAACGAUACAAGGAAGACUCAAGUUGAAAGAGUUGCUACUUUUGAUGGACCAGAAUAUUUAAUACAAGCAGACUCAAUCAAUUCUCCUUUAUUAAGUGCAGAUUUAGAAUAAUUAUGUGUGAAUAUAGUAAAACACAUUUUAGAAGUGUCAGGAGGGAACAUUUAAAUAAUAAGAAUGGUCCUAUAUUUUAAGGUUGAUUAUGAAAAUAGGAUAUGGUUGCUUUUUUGUACUAAUAUUAAGGUGAAGGAUAAGUUUAAUGAUAUAAUGCAAUAGCAAAGAGUGUUUUCUCCUAUUUUUAGGGUUUUAAGAAAAGAUCAAGAACCAGUGUCUUUUGCCAAGGAAUAGGCUUAGACUGUUAUUAAAAUAAAUAAUUAAGGUGAAAUGCAGUCUCUAUUAUAUUAAUUUAAAAAUAUCUGUAGCAAUUGUGAUAGAUUUUCUCAUUAACUAUAUCAAUUGAAAUUACAAUUUAUUAUUGAAAGCUUUAAAUAAAAUUUAGUGAAGAAAGAUUUUACUAGGUUGCCUGAAGAAUUAGAAAAGAUGAAAUAGAAAUAAGAUUAAUAAAUUCCUAAAGUCACUUUUUCCAGAAACAUUAGAGUGAGGUAAAAAUAAAACCUUAAAGAAGAAUAUGAGGUUUAGAAUGAAUUUCAGAAUGAUAAUAACUCAAAUAAUAUUUUAAUUGAAAAGAAAAAGAUCUGCUAAAAUAAACUAACAGAAAAUGAAUUAUAUACAUAAAUUAAAGAGUUAGUUUAAUUAUUGAAUGAAGAAUAAGAGGAUUAAAAGUUUAAUUUUAAUCAUAUUCCUCCUUUGAUUCUCAAAGUUUGGGGUAAAAUUAAUGAAGAAAAAUAUUAAUAAUUAUAAUAAAAUUAAAGUUGGAAAGACUUAACCACCUAAGUUUGUUUGGAUUGCUUUUUAUAAUAUACAUAAUAGUGUGAAUAAACUUAAUUUGAAAGAAAAGCAGAUUUGAUGUCUUAAAAAUUAAGAAAGCUGGUUAAUGCUAAAGAAGAGAAUGAAAAGGAGAAACUUCUUUUAUCUAAUACAAGUUUGAAUGUUAAUAGAAUAACCUUCAAUUAAUUGCCAAAUCUCCCUUCAAUAUCAGAAUUACCCAUUGAAAAAUAAAAGCGUUUGUCAAGAAAAUCUUAAAAUUUAACUCACUAAGAAAUUGGAACCAAAUAAAUUGAGUAAACUCCUCAAAAGGCAUCGCAACCAUCUAUCUAUACAGCUAAAAAAUAACAAUAAACUCAAUAAUCACAAUAAACCAAUCAGUCUAAUUAAUAGCCUCCAUAAACUGUGAUUCCUAGUACAACCCUUUCAAAUAAAUAUUUUUAAUUAUAAAGAUAGUCCACAGGUCAAAUAAAUCAACUCAAAUUAAAGAUUCCAAGCACUUAAAGAAUUUAUCUCAAUAAAUAAGGUUUAAACAUUUCAACAAAUAAAUCAAUGUAAUCCAAAUCAUCAAGAUCUACUUUAGAUUAAUCAAAGAUUUCUUUUGAUUUUAUGAUGAAUACUGUGACAUAAUUAAAGAGAAAGCUUGAGGAACUCGAACAAGAUGAAAAAUAAUAAGAAUAGUAAAACCUUUGA